UGUGAUGCUCCAAAAUCACUGGUUAACCCUUUUGCUACACUCCUACAUUUCUACCUCCUCUCUCUCUCUCUCUUCAUAUUAUUGCUAAAUUAAAGGACUGAGCUUUCUUUCCUUUUCUUGCAGAAUACACUCUUUCCGCAAAAUCUCUUAGCUCCACUGUAACUAUAUGUCUCACUUACAUACUUCACCUUGAUCUCAUCUCAUUUUCUUUUCUGUUUUAGCCCUAAGAUCUAGCAUCUUCUUCAUCUUUAACUUGUGAAUGUGAUGAAUAUAUGGUAACAGAAACACUAAAACUACCAGAUUUAGGAACCCUAACAGAUAAAUACCAAAUGGAUUUCAUUACACCGCAAGAAAUUAUGAAUCCGAGCUCCGGAAUCAUGGUUCCGAGUAUCGAUUUCAUAUUUACCGGCAACGAGUCGAGGACGACGACGAUCCACGCGCCCGCGGCUCCGCCGCGGCCGCCGCCUCUGAGCCGGUACGAGAACCAGAAGCGGCGGGACUGGAACACCUUCUGCCAGUAUCUGCGCAACCACCGGCCGCCGCUGUCGCUGCCGCUCUGCAGCGGCGCGCACGUGCUGGAGUUUCUCCGGUACCUGGACCAGUUCGGGAAGACUAAAGUCCACAACCAGAACUGCCCCUUCUUCGGCGUCCCCAACCCUCCGGCGCCCUGCCCCUGCCCGCUGAGGCAAGCUUGGGGCAGCCUCGACGCGCUCAUCGGCCGCCUCCGCGCCGCCUACGAAGAGCACGGCGGCAGGCCGGAGUCUAACCCGUUCGGCGCCCGCGCCGUCCGCCUGUUCCUCCGCGACGUUCGGGAUUUCCAGUCCAAGUCUAGAGGGAUUAGCUACGAGAAGAAACGGAAGCGGUCGACGACGACGUCGUCAAAGCACAAGGUGAUCGCCGCCGUCACCCCUCAAGCUCCUCAUGCAAGUAAUGCUAUCUGAAUAUUAUCAGUUUUAAAUAUUAAUCAAUAUAUAUAGAUAAGAAAAAUAUCAAUGUAAGAAAUUAAAUAUGGUAAUUAUGAAUGUUUUCUUUCCAAUAUAAAUGUCAAUGAAUAAUUUUUAAUUA
Ipomoea nil (Japanese morning glory) is the source of this 1065-nucleotide messenger RNA. Its product is annotated as protein LIGHT-DEPENDENT SHORT HYPOCOTYLS 1-like. The record is from RefSeq and is a predicted model, not a curated record. Bases 273 to 941 code for a protein of 222 amino acids. The transcript has a single exon. Lineage: Eukaryota; Viridiplantae; Streptophyta; Magnoliopsida; Solanales; Convolvulaceae. Gene Ontology annotation, biological process: response to light stimulus; mRNA transcription. Gene Ontology annotation, cellular component: nucleus.